UUCAAGUGAGCACCAGAUAGUAUCAAGUGUGCACCACAUAGUAUCAAGUGCGCACCAGAUAGUUUCACGUGAGCACCAGAUAGUAUCAAGUGAGCACCAGAUAGUAUCAAGUGAGCACCAGAUAGUUUCAAGUGCGCACCAGAUAGUUUCAUGUGAGCACCAGAUAGUUUCAAGUGCGCACCAGAUAGUUUCAAGUGCGCACCACAUAGUAUCAAGUGAGCACCAGAUAGUUUCAAGUGAGCACCAGAUAGUAUCAAGUGAGCACCAGAUAGUUUCAAGAGCGCGAAUGAUACUUGCGCGUGUGCACCAGAAACUAUUCCAUGCGCACCCCUUGAUACUGUUACGGGCCUCACAUAUGGGCUUUGUAUAGGGAUUAUAAGAUAUUAAAAAAAUAUCUGUCAGUGCACAGUUUCACGUAUAAAGUUCAUAAUGGAGAAAGGCAUUUUUGAAUUUUUAGAGUCGAGAAACGUUGCAAAAGAAGACAUACAGAGACUCAAAGACGACAAGAUUGACAUGAGUGUCAUAACUGUCAUGAGUGAUGAAGAACUCAGAGCAUAUAUCCCCAAAUAUGGAGAUUGUAUUGCAGUGAGAGCUUUUUGUCAUCAGAACACUGCUCUAGGUGCCAGUGGGGGAGAAUCAACUGCAAAAUCAUUGAUCCUGCAAAGAUUAAAGGCAAACUUUAAAAAAGCAGCAGAAGAGGUUACUGAUAACAAGUAUAUAUCGAAAAGAUCAUUUGCCUUUGGAAAUAAGUAUGCAUCAAAAGAUAAUCGCCGUCUGGAAAUGGGGUGGUUGAAUUUCCAGGAUGGAGAGUAUCACCAAAUACGAACAAAAAACGGAGGAGGAACAAGACACCUGGCUGCCAAAAAAAAUACAACAGUUGAAGAACUUCUUGGUGUUGGGAAGCAGCUGUUUUUCCCAAAAGGCAUUUCUUCAAAAGGGUCUGCAGAUGAAUUUGUUUUUGAAAUUCGUGACUUUGCUCAAAAUAUUGUGUUUCCAGAAGUCACACUGUGUCAGCUUUAUGAACAGAGUAAACUACGAAUGUUACGUCUAUAUCUUUGUUCAAAGAAAACAGAUAUUGAUGAGCGGCUAGCCCUUGUCAUUUCUUCAGAUACAGAUUCUGACUUUGUGCCUGAUGGGUCAACCCAGAUCAAUUUGAGAAAGGCCAGUGUAAUGAAAAGAAAACCAAAACUAAGAAAGCAGAGCUAUGUUCGAGUUGAUGAAAAGAUUGAUGGUCAUUCCCAUGGAAACAUAUCUUCAGUUCUUGAGAUGGAUGAAUCACAGCACAAAGAGCAGAGUGUGGUCACUACAGUAAAAAGGAAAUCAGUAAGAAAGAUGAAGUGGACAGAUAAUAAAGUGCAUGAAAAUUAUGAUGGUAGUGGUCAUGGAAGAAUAUCUUCAGAUACUGACCAUGAUGAAUGCCCACAUGAGCAGCUGAGCAGGUUUGUAUCCAGCUCGCCUAUUGAUAAUUCUGACAAACUUGAAAUUGCACUUGCUAUUGACACAUCAUUGGAAGAUCCUGAGAUUCAGUUUGGCAACAUGUAUGAUAACAGUGAGAGUGCUCUUAUGUCUACACUUUCAUGGCAUUUCCCAGAUCAGGAGUUCAUAAUGAAUGAUCAACAAUUACCUGUGGCUUCAACAGAUGAACCAGCUAGGGAUGAAAGUAUAAAAGAGGUCCAGAAAAUAAAAAUAAGACGUGUAAAUAUAAUUCAAGAUAUGAUGAAUGUUUUCAAGGAACCUAAAGUUCUGGAUGUAAUAUUGCGAAUUGAGUUUGUCUUUGAGAAGGCAAUAGAUGAUGAUGGAGUAUCAAGGGAAGCCUACACAGCCUUUUGGGAGGAGUUUAUGGAACAAUGUGAAGGAGAGGAGGAACGGGUCCCCAGACUCAGGCCAGACUAUUCAGAUAAGGAAUGGCAGGCUGUUGGCAGAAUAUGGUGUAAAGGUUAUGUGGACCAUGGUAUUAUACCUGUCAGACUUUCACAAGCAUUUGUCUUUGCCUGUAUUCAGGGAAUUGAUGCAGUGGAUGAAAGCCUAUUGAUGUCAUCCUUUCUAAAAUGCUUGUCUUCAGCAGAGCAAGAAUGCGUUGAGAAGGCAUUACAGGGCAACAUGGAUGAAAUUAAUAAGGAAGACUUAAUUGACCUCUUCACAAGAAUGGGAGCUCACAUCCUGCCUCCACAAGAUAAUAUGCAGUCUGCCAUUUUGACAAUGGCUCACAAAGUUUUAUUGCAAGAGCCAAAAUUCAUCAUUGAUUGCUUCAUAUCUAUUAGAGCAGUCAUGCACUGUAAUCUGAUAAAUAAAGAAAGCAUACUGAAGCUGUAUGAGUCAAAGAAGGCAACAAACAGGAAAGUAGCACAAAUUUUAAAACCAUCAAAAGAAUUCUUGAGCCAGCAUGAGCAAGUAGUCUUAAAUCAUUUACUGCGCUAUGUGCGAAGUGUAGACCAGAGAAGACUUGAGACCUUCUUGAGGUUUUGCACAGGCUCAAAUGUUAUGUGCAAAGAGAAAAUUGAAGUAGCAUUCAAUAAUUUGUCCGGUCUUAGUCGAAGGCCUGUAGCUCAUACUUGUGGAGCAGUUCUUGAGUUGCCAUGCACCUAUAAUUCAUAUCCCGAGUUUCGUACAGAAUUCGACAAUAUUCUGUCUGGCAAUUGCUUUGCAAUGGAUAUAUUGUAG
Polypterus senegalus (gray bichir) is the source of this 2661-nucleotide messenger RNA. RefSeq lists its product as uncharacterized. The coding region runs from base 430 to 2661 and encodes 743 amino acids. The transcript is spliced from 6 exons. Gene Ontology annotation, molecular function: ubiquitin-protein transferase activity. The record is from RefSeq and is a predicted model, not a curated record. Lineage: Eukaryota; Metazoa; Chordata; Cladistia; Polypteriformes; Polypteridae.